CAUAGUUCGUGUUUUGAAGCACUUGAAAGCUUGUAGUAUUGGUGCGAUGAUCCUGGCUCGGUUUGAUUUUUAUGCACUCGUACUAGUAACAUACACCAUGUUACUUAACUAUACUGAUGGUCAAGCGAGUUCGAGAGAUGCUUCCUGUAGUCAAACUUUCAGCGGAAAAGAAACUGGUCAACUGCUCAGCCCAGGUUAUCCACAAGCGACUAAAGCUUCUGAAUUCUGCAAUUAUGCCAUCCAACUACCGUCUAAUAGUCAAGUCAACCUAACAUUCACUAAAGCUGAAUUUGAGAAAUGGUACGAUAUUCUAAUCGACUACAUCUUGCUAUUUGACGGUGCGGACUGCAUGUCCAAGAGAAUUGCUGCGGUGGUUAACAAUAGCGCCCCAACCUACAAUUCCAGUGGCAAUAGCAUGGUUGCGCUCUUCAUCUCAGAUGCCACCACUCAAACUGGCCCAUUUGCCGCCACAUUUUCAACAGUGAGCAACGUAGAGCCAACAAAACCGGCUCCGCCUUUUCCGGAAAAUAAAAUAUUGAUGCAAUGUGGAGAAGAGAUAAAAGGAGAGUCUGGAAAUCUGUCGUAUCAAGGAGAAAAAGGACGUAACUAUUUAUGCAUCUGGAGGAUAGCGGUCGAAUCUGGCAAAACGAUUGCUUUUAAUCUGACAAAGUUUUCCAUAUUCUUCCCAGGUAAUUGGAUACGUAUUUUGGAUGGAAGCGAUUGUGGUGCACCGGUCGUCUAUUUCGGAAACCCAUAUUCAGAAAUCCGUCCAGUAUCACUAAAUUCUACCUCAAAUACUAUGAUGGUCAUAUAUGCUGCAGUAAUUGGGAACACGACAGAAAUGUUUGAGGCCACUUAUCACAGCGGUAAGUUCUGA
Molecule: messenger RNA, 877 nt
Organism: Dicrocoelium dendriticum
Lineage: Eukaryota; Metazoa; Platyhelminthes; Trematoda; Plagiorchiida; Dicrocoeliidae
Source: the annotation of a GenBank genome assembly